UGGGACAUUCCGCACCGAAAGAGACUCACAACUUCACCCAGGACAGGACACUAUUAGCUGCACCAUCCGAUAAGAGGUUGCGCUAGAGCGUAUCUGUGUUUGUUUUUUUACUUAGUGAAACGCUUCCAGUGUCAAUUUUGACAUUUGGCAGCCUAUUUGAAUGCUGCAUGAGUUAAUUCCUCCAUUCAACCCUGGAUAUAACCGAAGAACUCACGAGAUGUAGAGUUGUCUACUGGCAGUGGCACCUGAGUGGCGGUCGGCUAAUUGUUAGACCAUACUGUCAGUGUAGACUUUUGCGGAACGGAGAGGAGUCCACAAACCGAGGAUUACCUGUUGGAUACUUUUACUAGUGCUGUCACAGGGAAAGGUGAAACGGCAUGGCUGUGGACGCGGCCUCCAGUUUCAGUUUCUGCCGGCCUGCUGUGGAAUACAGAGCGCUGCCGGAGGACUUCAACCACCUGAGUCGACGGACAGGAGGGAACCUGACUUGGCAUGACGGGCGGGGUCAGAAAACAGCAGGGGGCCGGACAGUGAAGCUGCUCCAACAGCCUGGGACAGAGAAAUAUCAGCGCCGAUCAGGCAACUCCUAUGGAAUCUACCACACCAGCCCCACCCAGCCUAGUCUGAUCCAGCCUGUGGUGUUAUGGACUCAGCAGGACGUCUGCAGGUGGUUGAAGAAACACUGUCCUCACAACUACCUGACCUACGUAGAGGCCUUCUCUCAUCACGCCAUCACAGGUAUUAACUAG
Oncorhynchus masou masou (cherry salmon) is the source of this 749-nucleotide messenger RNA. Its product is annotated as sterile alpha motif domain-containing protein 10-like. Gene Ontology annotation, molecular function: protein binding. Lineage: Eukaryota; Metazoa; Chordata; Actinopteri; Salmoniformes; Salmonidae. The transcript has 3 exons. Bases 378 to 749 code for a protein of 123 amino acids. Gene Ontology annotation, biological process: cell surface receptor protein tyrosine kinase signaling pathway. The record is from RefSeq and is a predicted model, not a curated record. Gene Ontology annotation, cellular component: cytoplasmic side of plasma membrane.